AUGGCAGCCCGCGUGACCAAGCUCUUCCUGCAGAACUGCGCCCCGAAGAAGGAGGACACCAGCAAGACCGGCAAGCGCCCGGCGACCAAGGGCAAGGCGGCUGUCACCCAGGCAUCUACGUCCAAGAACGCCAAGAGGAAGCUGCGUCAGAAGAACAAGAAGGUCUCUGCCAAGGUGCGCGUGCUCGAAGAGGCACGGCGCGAGCUUGAGAAGGCCGACCGCACGGCCGAGAACCUGCGCAAGCUCAAGAGCAAGGCCCCCACCAAGUCACAGCGCCUCAUGACCAAGGUUCUCGCCCAGCGGAAUGCUGCCUUCCGGUAA
This is a messenger RNA of Phytophthora sojae, 321 nucleotides long. RefSeq lists its product as hypothetical. Lineage: Eukaryota; Oomycota; Peronosporomycetes; Peronosporales; Peronosporaceae. Bases 1 to 321 code for a protein of 106 amino acids. The transcript is spliced from 2 exons. The record is from RefSeq and is a predicted model, not a curated record.